Molecule: messenger RNA, 441 nt
Organism: Emiliania huxleyi CCMP1516
Lineage: Eukaryota; Haptophyta; Isochrysidales; Noelaerhabdaceae
Exons: 2
Coding region: 1-441 (146 amino acids)
Source: RefSeq, a predicted model, not a curated record
AUGGCAGGCGAGGGUGUCACGGCCAUGAUCGUGGCUGCUGACGCCGGAGACAACCCGCUGGCGGACCGCCGCGAGGACCGGAAGGCGGCGGCAGAGCGGGAGAGGAAGGCCAAGGUGGCGAAGGUCGCCUCGCAGGCGACGAACGCGAUGGCGGCAGUGCGGGCGCAGCUCGAUUUGCGGAAGGUGGCAGCAGACAAGGCGGCGAACAAAGCCAACGACGACGCGGGGGCGCCGGUGAGGGCGUCAUCCACGAUGCUCGAACGAGUGUUCGAUGCCCGCCUCGACGGUCCGGACAAAUACGUUGUGGCUCGACGAAAGGAGCGAAAGACGGCUGCCGGGGCUGGCACUGCUGCCGAUUUGGCGGCGGAGCGAUAUGCCAUGUCCGCCUUGCUUUUGUUUCAUAACAUCGGUCCGAGCGCUAACAAUACCAAACAAAUCUAA